This is a messenger RNA of Saccharomycopsis crataegensis, 822 nucleotides long. Its product is annotated as C2H2-type zinc finger protein. Gene Ontology annotation, molecular function: DNA-binding transcription factor activity, RNA polymerase II-specific; RNA polymerase II cis-regulatory region sequence-specific DNA binding. Gene Ontology annotation, biological process: regulation of transcription by RNA polymerase II. Bases 1 to 822 code for a protein of 273 amino acids. Lineage: Eukaryota; Fungi; Ascomycota; Saccharomycetes; Ascoideales; Saccharomycopsidaceae. The transcript has a single exon. The record is from RefSeq and is a predicted model, not a curated record.
AUGAAAGCCUCAACGUCGGAAUUCCUUACCACUCAGACACCCCCGAUUAACUUUGGAGGCUCUGGAUUGGUUAGGCACUCUUCUGGGUCAUUCAACAGAGAUUCUAUUAAAAUUGCCUCCUUAUUGAACCCAAGCACCUCUUCUCAUUUUGAACCAAGCUCAAAAUUCACUUCCCCCCACCCAUCUGGAAAUUCCACACCUUCUUUCGGUUAUGACUAUCCUCCUCUUCCCUCUUCUCAAAAUCAAAGGUUUCUCCUGCCAACUCCAAUAAGUUCUUCGCCGGACUCGUUGGAUUCCUAUCCUUCUUCCCCUCCAACAUCUGGUAUGGGAAGUGCUUUCCCUCCCAUGUCGCAGAAUUUCACCAGAUUGAUGCACCAAUCAGUUCCUACUGGUACUGUAUUGGCUGCUGGAUUUACACCAGUGUCUCAAUCCCCGAGCCCGCACCUGAUCCCUUCAAGCUCAUGGCAACAGCAGCAAAAACUUCUGGCACUUUCUUCUUCUAUUCAAAAUAACCCUAUCAGCUCAUCUCCUACCAUUUUUCAAACGAACCCCUUUUCACCUUCAUCAGCCGCCCCUCGUCGCUUCCGUUGCAACAUUUGUGGGAAACGGUACAUGACUGCUGCCCAUCUAAACCGCCAUGAAACCAUUCACACUGGCGUUCGUCCAUAUGAGUGUCCUUAUCCUGAUUGUAAUUCGAGAUUCUCAAGACAUGACAAUUGUAUGCAACAUUUCAAAACUCAUAAUAAUCCGCGGGGUAAGACUAGCAGAAGAAUGAGAAAAAUUAAGGGAAAAGAGUCGCAAUAUCCAUGUUCAGAUCCUUGA